This is a messenger RNA of Parascedosporium putredinis, 822 nucleotides long. The record is from the annotation of a GenBank genome assembly. NCBI's taxonomy places the organism in Eukaryota, Fungi, Ascomycota, Sordariomycetes, Microascales, Microascaceae.
AUGGAUAGGAGCAUCAUGCUCUGGAGAACCUAUGGCGAUUGUGAAAACUAUGGCUUGCUGAACGGACACCGCGGCGCAAUCCUCGACCUUCAGUGGUCCCGCGAUUCUACCAUCCUUUUCUCGGCCUCGGCAGACAUGCAUUUGGCUAGCUGGGAUCUCGAGGCUGGAACGAGGAUACGAAGAUAUGUCGGCCACGAGGAGGUGGUCAACACGUUGGAUGUCAGCAAACGAGGAGAGGAUUUACUUGUGAGCGGCAGCGACGACAGCACCAUUGGAAUAUGGGAUCCGAGGACGAAGAAUGCUGUGGAUUACAUCCAGACAGACUUUCCCAUCACGGCGAUUGCCCUCUCGGAGGCAGGCAACGAAGUCUACACGGGUAGUAUCGAUAACGACGUCAAAGUUUGGGAUCUCCGAAAGAUGACACCCAUCUACAACUUGGUUGGCCACCAGGAUACAAUAACAUCGCUGCGCGUAUCGCCCGACUCCCAAUCCCUCCUUUCAUUUUCCAUGGACUCCACUGCGCGGACCUGGGAUAUCCGACCGUUUGCGCCGACGGAACGGAUGAUUCGAGUUUUCGACGGCGCAUCUACUGGGCUGGAGAAAAACCUCAUUGGGGCUAGCUGGGAUGCCUCCGGGAAACGAUUGGCAGCUGGCUCCGGCGACGGCUCUGUGUUAGUCUGGUCCAAUGACGACGGUCGGUUGUUAUACAAACUCCCCGGUCAUAAGGGGACCGUUAACUGUGCCGAGUUCUCUCCUGGAAAGGAACCAAUCCUCCUCUCCGCAUCGAGCGAUCGAACACUGCUACUCGGCGAGCUAAGGUGA